Messenger RNA from Motacilla alba alba, 1234 nucleotides. RefSeq names its product ankyrin repeat domain 39 (gene ANKRD39). The record is from RefSeq and is a predicted model, not a curated record. The transcript has 4 exons. Bases 85 to 654 code for a protein of 189 amino acids. Gene Ontology annotation, molecular function: protein binding. Lineage: Eukaryota; Metazoa; Chordata; Aves; Passeriformes; Motacillidae.
CUCUGCUCGGCUCUUUCCGCCUGCCCUCGGCUCUUUCCGCCUGCCCUCGGCUCUCUCCGCCCGCCCCUCAGCGCCGCCGGUGCCAUGGCCGGUGGUCGCCGCUCUCCGUGCUGCCCGGGCCGGGCGGCGAUGCCCUCUCCGUGCUGCCAGGGCCGCGCGGCCGUGCCCAGCGUGCACCAGAGCCUGUCCGAGAUGGACUUCGAGCGGGGGAUCUGGGCGGCGGCGCGGGACGGGGACGAGGAGCGGGUGCUGCGGCUGCUGGAGCGGCGGGGGGACCCCGCGGAGCCCGACCUGGCGGGGUACACGGCACUGCACUACGCCAGCCGGAACGGGCACCUGGCCGUGUGCCGCCUGCUGCUGGAGCGCGGCGCCCCGUGCGACGCCCGCACCCCCGGCGGGGCCACCCCGCUGCACCGCGCCUGCUACUGCGGCCACCGCGCCGUCACCGAGCUGCUGCUGCAGCACGGAGCCGACCCCGCCGCCGCCGACGGCGACGGCAGAACCGGCCUGCACAAGGCCGCCGAGCAGGGGCACCGCGAGCUCUGUGCCCUCCUCCUGCGCCAGCGCCCGGCCCUCGCUGCCCUCCGCGAUGCCAGGGGCCGCAGCCCGCGGGACGGGGCGCACCCGGCCGUGUGGGACCUGCUGGACACCUGAGGGGACACAGAGGCGACAACCGGGCCCGGUGCCAGUCCCGGUACCGCCGCCGCUGCUUCCGUGUUCCGCCAGCACGCCCCGCCCACUACCAGCUCUCCCAGCCAAUCACCUCCCGCAUUUAGUCCGUAGCCCCGCCUUCCUUCCACCGCAACCAAUCAGCACGCGCGGUGUCAUUAUGGGGCGGGGUUUCGCGGUGUAAACAACCCCCCGCGGGUGGGGGGGGAUUUAAAGGCGCCGCGUCCUUUUUAACCGGGCCCCCCUCCCCCCCCGCGCGGCGCCGAGCACAGCCGGGUACAGAUAUAGAAUCUUUAUUAACCCAUCUGGCAAAAAAAUAACCCGAAAAAACCCUCCGCGAAAUCCAAAUUCCACGGUCGGUUUCACAAGCGGGGCGUGGGGGGAGGGGCAGAACCGGGCGGGGGAGGCCCGGCCCCCCCCGCCCCUCCCCCCAUCCCCCCCGCGGCCCCAGCGCCCCAAAAAAUACAAAUCAAACCUGAACAAUAAAUAGGAAUCCCCCGGGGGGGAGGAAAAGGAGGGGUUUGCAUAGAGGAAGAUUUAAUAAAAAAGGUUUUUUUGUCUUUUU